GCUAAUAAAAUUUAUUUUUAGUUUUCGCUCAUUGUAUAUUGAGAUGUAUAUUUCUAUCUUUAUUACUUUAUUUCGUUUACAGUUUGUGUCAUGAGAAACAAUCUUGUUAUUGUGAAAUGGGUGGAGGUGGUUAAGUGGAUUGUAUUUACGUUUAUUUCAAUUUAAUUAUACUAUUAUUCUAAAUAAAUUUCAAUAAAAAAUCAUGUGGUAAAACUAAAUAAAAAUUAUAAGAUUAUUGGAUUAUUUUUAUGAAGUUUUCAUUGGAGUUACAACUGUACAAUUGCCCAUAGUUAAGACAGUAUUCGUUACAGGUGCAAAUAAUUACUUUUAUAUCUGUGAUAAAAGCGGAUGAUGAACUAAUGAAUUUGUAUUAUUAUCGAAGCCAAAUUUGGAUUGUUAUUAGCACCCUUUCAACUUGAAAAAAUCGGCGCAACUCAAUAUAUAGAUGGCUGAGCUUUAAUUAUGAAUAGAAUGAUAGUACAAACUGACGUAUGAAAUUAUGUUAGAAAUUCGUUAUAUUAUUUAAAUUUUUUCUUUUUGGUUGAGAAGGCAAUGCUUGAGGAGCACAACAAUAAUCUUCUAGAUGAUGAAGAAAAUAAAUUGAGUACUAUGGGCGCUUCUAGAAAUAUGCCUAAUUCUAGAGUAAUUCUUUUGCAAGAAAGAAAGAAGCAAAUUGAAGAAACACUAGCCAAAAGAAAUCAAGAACUGAGGCAGUUAUGUAUUCAGGAAGCAGAAUUAACUGGGAUAACACCACCAGAAAUGCCCUUAGAACCAGGUGAAACUCUUCCUCAUAUCAGAAGGCGUGUUGGUACUUCUUAUCAGUUACCUGAAAAGCUAAUCAAAAAUGUCAGUAACAAAGAUGAAAUGAUAUCAGAACUGGAGCUGGAAAUUCAGUUACAUGCCAAUAUGGCUGAAGCAGCUUUAGGGUUAGCCAAUGAACAAAAUAUGAGUAAAACAAUGAAAAGACAACACAGAUCAGAAUACCAGAAGCAUAAACAGCAAUGUUUGGCAUUACAAGAAAAAUUAGCAGCAUUAAAAGAAAAAGCCGCUGUCGACCAACAGAAGCAAAAGAAAAAGCCCAGAGUUCCUGAAAGUAAUGGGGAUGAUACAGUCUCUCUUAGCACAAAUGGAAAUGAAUCAUUUAUAAAAGCUGACCUUCGACAUAGCAUGAGCUCAGCCAAACACAGUACAACAGGAGACGGUAAAGUAGAACUCCGAUACCGACAGGAUGCAUCAAGGCAAUAUAGAAUGACUGAUAUACCGUAUGUUACACAGCAGGCGAGUAAGCCUGAGGAUAUUUUAACAAGUGGAUUUUAUCGACUAAGUUUAAAUGGAUAUAGUAAAUAUAUGGAAAGACGAGAAAACAUGAACAAUGUAUACCCAAGAUAUAUCUCAGGAUCUCCCCAAUUUCAAUAUAAUUCGCAAACACCCAUAAAUCAUUUACAGCACAAUAUUUCUUAUCGACAACACAGCCCGAUAUCACAGCAUAGUCCUCUCUUAUCGCAGCACAGUCCUCAUUUAUCCCAGCACAGUCCUCAUUAUAUUCACAUUCCUCAACACAAACCUCAACUCAGUCCUCAACAAUCCCAAAGGUUCUCCCAAUACCCUCAGUAUUCUACAGACUUUGUUGACUUUGGAAAUAGACAGUCCAGUCCAACAGCAUCUCUAUCUACUAAAACACACUACUAUCCCUCUCAUCCGACAUUAACAAGACAGAAUUACAGGCAGUAUGAAAGUGAUGUUAUGUAUAGAAAUCCUCACCAAAUACAACCACACCAACAAUACGAACAAAUUAACGUUGGGUUAGGUGGUUAUUGGAAAAGAAAUCCCAAUGGUGAUCUUGUAUGGUACUCUUCUAGCGUUAUUGAUAGUACUUUACAGCGUGAUAAAAGAUUUGGUAGUCUUGAUAGAAGAAAAACUAAAAGAGUAUCUAGUCGAAUAUCACCAAAUAUGGAAAAUAAAUCAGCUACUUUAUCCGCUGUUCCUAACUAUCAAGGUCAAGUCAGAUGUGCAUCUGUUAAAAAUUCUCAGAUAUUAACUAGAAGAUCACAGGAUAAUGGCCAGUUAGUUAGAACACAAUCUUUAGGAAGUGUAGGUGCUAUAACAAUAGAUAGUGUGUACCCAACCGAUGAUAGCUCAUCAUUUGGCAGUGAUAGUAGAAAUAUGGAAGCGAAUCAAAUCUCAAAAAAACACAGAGAAAAAGAAUGGUUAGAAACGUCUCUGGACGGACCUGUAGCACUGCAAGCACCCGCUUCUCCUCUAGGACCUGCCUCAUCUCCCCAACCCUCCCUGUCGUCCUCUCAACCCACAAUAGCAACGUAUCCAGCUGAAGAAAAAAUAGCUAAAGAAAUUCCAGCCGAAUCGAAUCCGUCACCAAAAAUUCGAGAACCCAUUAUCGAAUUGUUUAACAAUAACAUACCAAAAAAUUGUACAAUAGUACAAGCAGGACAUUGUAAACCUUACCACGAAGAAACUAAACCAUUUGAAAUGUCAGAUUUUUAUAAAUACUCCACUAAAUUUAAGAAAUCACCAGUGAAAGUAGACUCGGAUAAACAGAAUAGUAGUAGUACUGGUACAAGCCACAAAAACUUGACUGAGAAAUUUGAAGAGGCUCCUACAACUUCUUAUUCACCUAAUAAUUAUCAAAAUAUUAGUAAUAAUGGUAGUACUCCUGUAAAUUUGGAUAAUACUUUGAGUACCAGUCUGGAUUUGGAUCAACUUACCGUUUCGGAUCAUUUUUCGGAUGAAAUGAACACUUGGUAUAAAGAACACCGGAAAAAUAACAAUAACCCAGGAAACACUACUCCAAAAAGUAGAUCGACAGCCACAUUAGUUUAGCAGAGAGUACAAGAUCUAGAAUAUAGAUAUAUCUUAUUGAUAGUAUUUUAUGAGUUUAUAGCAAAUAAGCCAAAAUCAGUUCUAUUGUUCACGCUUUAUUGUCCUUAGCAUCACAAAGUAUUAUUUUGUAACUUUUUAUUGUAAUUUACAUUUUUAAUGUCUGGAACUAUUGGCGGUAUUCAUACUGGACACAAUAUUUAAUAUUACCACUACAUCAACACUCAAAAUUUAUAAUGUCUGGUCCUUCGAGCAUUCUAUGUUCGUAUAUGGCUAGAAGGACCAAAUAGUGUAAUUGUAAAUGAUGUAUUGUUAGAAAAACAAAUAUGUCGGUAUGAAUUCCUUUAUAAUAAACUUAUCAAAUUUAUUUAGAAUACAUUUUUUGUUAUGUAUUUGAACAAUUAUGACAUGAAAAUAUUUUAUAUUUACAAACAAUUUAAAAAAAAACACUAAUAUAUUUUUUACUUCAAUUCCCGAAUGCUUAGGUUAAUACAAUACUUGUUUUUGUGAAAAUUAUUUUUCGAAAAAUACUCGUCUUUAUUUCUAAUUACAAGUUUUUACUAGUAUACAGGGUGAGUUUCUAAUGUGACUUGGUUAUUAUAGAAAUAACCCGAAAAAAAUGUAUUAACAAAAAUUGUAAGUAAAGAAAAUAUAAUGGAAAUAUGCUUUUGUAAAUGCGAUAUUUUCUCAAAUCCUAUUUCACCAAAUUAUAUAAGGUAUUUAAAAAGAUAAUAUAGACCCACCAUGUUUUAUGCUACAGAAACAAUUAGUAUGACAAAAAAAGAGACUGAAAUGAUGCUGAGAAUAGAAAGAAAAAUUAUGUGACAAAUAAAAUAGAAUGGCGUGUGCAGGAAAUGAACUAAUAAAUAAAUAAAAGAAGUAAUGGAGAGACAAAAUGUAGUAUAGAUGUCUAAGACAUACACGGAAAGCUGAAAUAGAAUGAUGAUAGGAGUGGACGUAAAAUUGGAGAAGUAUACCGAGUUCGAUAUGGUUUGAUGAGUUGGUUGAUGGUUAAGAAACUGGAAACUAAUAACUAUGUGAACGCCUGAUAAAUCAGUGAAGGGACUGAGUCUCCCCUGAAAAGGGCUCUGUAAAGUUCGAAAGAGCGGUCAAGUUCCAAAUAAGGGACAUCGUUUGAUGUAAAAUAUUUAUAAGUUGAGAAAUAUGCAUUGCAAAAAUCACUUAAAUACAAAAAUGCCCGGGAAUUUAAGUAUUUCUAAGAAAAUGUUGAAGUAUUAUCAAACAAACACUUAUUAAUGAUACUAAUCGACGAAUCUGGUUUAAACUUAAAACAAUUGUGGUUUUCUUAGCUAUUUUAUUUAAAGUUUCAUUUUUAUUUCGGCGUAGAUAACAUUUAUUGAGCCAGAUCCCAGGCCUGCUAAUAAACCAAUAAUGUGGAAUUGGUUAAUUUUUUAUACAGCUCUAUUCAGUCCGAUUCUGAUUCCUCAGACCCUGAGAUUGUCUGUUCAUCAUUAUUUUCUGCACUUAUCUCCUCGUCAUUCUGCUUUAUUAUCUUCUUUGUGCAUUAAUUUAUAAUUAUAAGCUAGAUAAGUUUGUUUUGCUACCCUGUCACUUUCUAUUUUAAACAUAUUGUUUAUUAAUUAUUAGAUUUCCUGUCAACAUUAGAAAAAAUUAUAUAUAAUAAUUGAAAUACAGUUUAAAAGUUCAUAUACGUAAUAAUGAAAGUGCUAUCAAAAUCAAUUAAGUUUAAAAAUAUUUUUUAAAAAAUUAUAUAAAUGCCCAAACGCUUAAAAGGCUUUGGGUAAAUUCCUGGGCAUUUACCCAUUUUAUAAAUAUACAUACCAUUGGGCAAUUUGCAAAUAUCACUAGGACAUCGUAUACAGGGUGAGCUAAUACUAUUAAUGUUUUUUGUUUCACCUAGAUUUGGAUCAUUUCAAUUGUUUUUGGUAUAUCCAUUAAUUUUUCAAAAACUCUCUUAUACCUAAAGUCAUUAGUAUAUGAAAUAUUUUUACACCUUUAUACAGAUGUUGUCGAUGAUUUCUGUAACAAUAAAACAAUAAAGGAUUUACUAGUUUUUCAUAUACACAGUGCUUAUUUUGUAAUAAAUUCUAUAUGUCUUUUUAAAUGUCAUAUAAUUUUAUAAAACUAAAUAUUGUAGUACAAUUAUUAUAUAAGUAAAUACAAACUGUCGCAUUUAUAAAAAAUUAUGUUUGUUUUAUCACUCAGCUAAGAGCCACCAUGUAGAUAUUAGUAUAUUUUCAAGAUAAGGAACUUGUCAUUUCCUUAGUAACACUAAAAACUCACCAUGUUUAUAAGAAUGUGGAUGUUAUAUUUGUCACAACUAUUGUGUAAAGACCAUGUCUAUAGUUUGUCUUAUAUUUUUUGUAAAGUAUUUUGUAGUGAUCUCUUAAGAGUCGUUAUUUGUGAAAAUUGUUUAUGUUCUACUUUAGAUGUCGAAGUUAACUUUAUACUGGUUGUGAUUUCUAGGCAAUAUUUCGGUUUUUUACUCUAAAACCAAACGAUAGUGCCUUCUAAAGGGUUAUAAAUAUUUUUUAUAUUAAUAUAUUUUCAUAUUACA
Diorhabda sublineata is the source of this 5374-nucleotide messenger RNA. RefSeq lists its product as uncharacterized. Gene Ontology annotation, biological process: establishment of epithelial cell polarity. The transcript has 10 exons. NCBI's taxonomy places the organism in Eukaryota, Metazoa, Arthropoda, Insecta, Coleoptera, Chrysomelidae. The record is from RefSeq and is a predicted model, not a curated record. Bases 553 to 2838 code for a protein of 761 amino acids.